Gaeumannomyces tritici R3-111a-1 is the source of this 4551-nucleotide messenger RNA. RefSeq names its product pathway-specific nitrogen regulator. The record is from RefSeq and is a predicted model, not a curated record. Gene Ontology annotation, molecular function: DNA binding; zinc ion binding; DNA-binding transcription factor activity, RNA polymerase II-specific. The coding region runs from base 573 to 3878 and encodes 1101 amino acids. Lineage: Eukaryota; Fungi; Ascomycota; Sordariomycetes; Magnaporthales; Magnaporthaceae. The transcript has 3 exons. Gene Ontology annotation, biological process: regulation of DNA-templated transcription; DNA-templated transcription.
ACACACACGCACGCACCGGUCACCACCACCACCACCACCACCACCUGCCGCCACCACCACACACAGCGACCGCAUACCUACACCCCAGUCAAUCCCGCCGUCCUCUGUCCUCCCCGUCUCGCUGCUGGCUGGCCCGCCUCUCCCCUUCCAACCCCCCCCUUUUAGCGACCGAAAUGGGCUACCCAGCGGUUGGUGCUUUGCGCCACAUAUGACGCUUUCGUCUCCCCGCCGAGCCAUCGUGUCGCAUUACUCUUCUACCACCUACCCUCGCCCUCUCGUAUCCCAGCUCCAUCCUACCUCUUCCUCUCCCCUCCCUGUCCCUUCGGCUUCGCGGCAGCCGUCGCACGAAUCCCGCUUCGUUCGCCCGCCCGCAAACGCCGCGUUCGUUCCCGAGGACAAACGAGACGAGCAUAAAAAAAAAAAGCACGGGGUCCCCGGAUAUAGCGCCGUCGCCGCCCACACCAGCAGCAGCGUUGGACCCUCGAUCCACGCGCCAAACCCCACCCACGGCCCCGGACCCGUGUGUGUGUACCCACCGCUAUGGUUCUGUUAUCGAGGAGCACCGCACCACCAUGAAUCCCACGGCCCACGGGUCUUUUGGACCCCCAAGACAAAUUCGCUUUGUCAACAACGAGGGCAAUCCUCCGUCCAAGAGACGGAGGAUCAAUGCGGCGUGUCUGACGUGCCGCCGUCGAAAAACCCGCUGCAGUGGGGAGCCUGGCGUCUGCUCAACAUGCUCCAAAAAUGGCCACGAGUGUUUGGGGUACAACGAGGCCAUCGACAGGAAGAAGGUGAUCCCUGGGGUCCCCAAGAAGCGGACGUCUACCGCAGAUGGGGAUCUGCCCGCCAUCAAGAACGAGGACGACUACCUCGCCGAUGACAAUGACCAAGAAGAGUAUGGUGCUGGGGAUGCUGAAGGAGCGUCCUGGGACGAAUCCGAGAGUAGGUCGUUUGAAAGUGCAGAGCCCAAGACCGAAUCCAAGCGCCACCCGCUGCCCACCCACAGCCAGGCAACGGCCGGCAACCUGAAGCGAUCUCAAAGCGAUGACUGGCAUCAUGGCAUGCCUCCGCCCCAACAGCAGCCUCUCAAUGCAGAGAAAUCACGAGGCUCGCGCACUGUUUCCUUCUUUGAGGAGCGCCACGGCCCCUCGGACGACUCGGCGACACGCCACCGCAACGAGAGCAACAGGAUUCCUUACUUUCGCUACUUUGGUCGUACCGCCAUUGUCCCUGGCUUCAAGCAAAUGCUGGCCAACGUUUCUUACAGAGGCGGGCGGAGAAGAGGAAGCUCGUUCUCGUCCACCUCACCAAGGACCUUGCCCGAGCACCGUUCCUCCUUCACAGCCCUGAACGGGCCCACCGUGUUUGAGAACGGGGACGGCAAGCCCUCAUACGAUCUUGGGGACACUGUACCCGCCUACGAUCCCAGCCAGCCCGAGCCCAUUGACCCUCUGAUCAUGAGCUUGAUCGAGACCUUUUUUACGCACUUGGGUUGCAAUUACCCUUUUCUCCGCCGCGAGAAAAUCAUCCGGAUGGUCAGGGAGAAGAAGGUAGAGUCGAUGCUGGUAGACGUCAUGUGUGCCCUGGCCACCCGCUUCGCCGACUUUCCACUGCGUGCCAACUCGCGAGACCCAAAGGAGCGGGCCGAGUAUGGCAACAUCUUCGCUCAGCGUGCCAAGGCGGCCACCGUGGAUGCCUAUCCCUGCCCAACCGUGGGUGCUGUCCAGGCUUAUCUGCUGUUGGCGUACGAGUGCUUCGGCCAGGACCAGGACAGCGCGCUGUGGAUGUAUCUCGGAAAUGCGAUCCGCAUGGCCGACGACCUCGGUCUCCACAGGAAGGAGGGCGUCAAAUACCAGGGCGAAAAAGAUGCGUGGUACACGCGGACUUGGAACAUCAAGCGCAACGGCGAGGCGUCCGAGGACAAGCACGGCGACGAUGACGACACUCUCAGCCCCGAGGAGCAGAGCGAGGUCGAGCAGGAGCGCAUCGACACCUUCUGGGCCGUCUUUGUGCUCGAUAGAGUCAUAUCCUCGGGCACCGGUAGGCCUGUGCGGUACAAGGACGGCGACUUUGAAAUCCCGCUGCCCGAGCCGGUCAUCGAUCCUGUCUCCAACCUGCCGGACCCUUUCCCCUUUUUCAUCCGCAUAAUUCACCUGUAUGGGCGCGCGUCGGAUGUGCUCAACAACGUUACGGACCCCAGCGACCUGACGAUCAACAACUUCGACAAGGUUAAGAACGACCUGACGGAGCUCUACGAGGAGCAGGACUCGCGGCUGCACUUCAAUGCCGUCAACUUCCAGGAGUACGUCAAGGCCGGCCAGGGGACUACGUUUAUCCUGCUCCAUUUCUGGUUCCAUGCCCUCAUCAUCAUCAUGCACGCGCCCAACGUUGUCUUCUUUGGGCUCACGAGCCCGAUCCAGCUCCUGCCUGACAGCCGGCAGCUGUCCAUGUCGAGUGCCAAGACCAUUGCCGACAUCCUCUCGUUUGCCGAGAUCAUCGACCCCAAGAGCUUCAUUGGCAACCCCUUUACGUCGCAGCCCAUGUACAUCGCCGCCUGUGCGUUCUUGACGCAGUCGACGUCACAAUCCUCUGAGCCUUCCUCGCCCGACGCCAUCUCCCCCGAGACGGGCGAGAGCAGGGGGACCAAGCACUCAUUGCUGGCCCUCGGAGCGAACCAGAACUACCAGAUGGUCAAAAAGUCUCUUCAGCAACUGCAACUAUACUGGGGCGGUGUCAAGUAUAUCUUGACAGCGCUCGACCAAAAGUCCAAGGGAAUCUGGGACUGCGAGACGUACACUCUUGAGGAGUAUGCCAUGACGAGGAUAUCCAGGCGCAACUCACUUGCGCCUCUCCGCCGCUUUGAGAUCCCGGCCUCGCCCAGCGCGGCGCCCAUCGCCUACGCCACUCUCACGGGCACCACCAACUCGCCCAAUUCGAACCUAACACGAUUCUAUCAAAACAGCGCAAACUCAAAUCACACCACUUCGAGUGUUCCUUCUCAGCUGACCCAGUUCUUCGCCGCCCCUCCCUCACACCAUAAUCAUGGUCAGGGAAGCGGCGCCUCCGGGGCUGUGUCUGGCUCUGGGCCGCCGGUUUCGGCCAUGACGCCUCCCGGGAAUAUGAUUUACGACCCAAUCCGCCAAAGCCUCCCUGAACCGCCAAUGUUCCCACAGCCGCUCCCUCGACCAAGCAUCUCGGCUGUGCGCUUCUCUCAGCAUCAGCAGCAGGAGCCGCAGCAGCCGCAGCCCCAUGCCUCCAGGUCCCACCGCCUGUCGGCGUCCUCGGCUGCCAGCAGCACCCAGGGUCGCCGGCAGGACGACAAACCGGUGAUGAAGUUUGAGGCAAUGAAUGGCAUGCUUGAAGACCCUGUGGUUGACAGCUCGCCAGCUCCGCCCAGUAAUAAUAUGGUGACGGAGAGCAAGCUCCAGGUGCUUGCCGGGAUAGCGCACGCUGGACACGGGGAUGCUAAUUACCACCGCCAAGGCACCUCGCAGCAGCCUUCGCACCAGGCGCCACCGCCGUCCUACACGCCAUCCUCACAUUCGUCCACAGCAUACGAGCCUUCGGUAAUACAGACGGGCACGUCGCCCGCCAACUCCCUCGUCGAGGCGGCGACCUCUGGCCACCAGCAGCAGCUGCACCACCAACAGGUUCCGCAGGGCGAGUAUUCGCCGCACUUUACUCAGGCCGUCGGGGGGCUCGUCCCGGGCAACUACUACCCGCAGCACCUGGCGGACCUGGCAUACCAGGAGAUCACCCUGGAGCUGCCCAGCGACAACGAGGUGAUGCCGCACUGGCUCGACUGCAUACCGGCCCACGAGCUGCUUGGGCUCUUUGAGGGGCAGCUCGCAGGCGGGACUGGGUCGCAUAUGGGCUGAUUUAGGUUUGAUGCCUUGCUGGCCCUGACUUGUCCUGACCUGUCUUCUUCUGAGAGGGUAGACUAGAGAGGCUGCCAAGAUACCCCGUCUGUUAGUCUUGGACUUGAUCCUUUCUUUUUAUUGUUGUUUCUUUUGUCUCACUCACCCCUUGUUUCGCAUUUUGGACGGUGAUAUUAGUGCGAUGGAUCAUGGAUGCGAACGAUGAUGACGACCCUCACAAAUGUUUGCUCGAAAUAACUGUUUUAAUUUCUGUUUUCUCUUCCCUAAUCUCAUCCAUCUCUCCACAGACACUUGAUGGCUUGCUCCCUUUGUUUACAUGUUUGUUUCGGACCUUGUUGGUGACUCCUUCGGUUUCGGGUUGGGCGCUGGGAAAGGGAGCUUCCGCAUCGCACGCGAUUGGGAUAGAUGCACUAAACGGUUUAAGCUGCGGAGGCAUUUGGGGGGAUGAGAGGCGAUGCGAGGUAUGGUACAUGGGUCACUGGUGUUUUGUCCUGGCACGCUCGUUUGGGUUCUACUGCUCGGUGGUCAAGGCCGAGUGGCUUGUCCGCUUCCAUGUGGAUAGGAUAGAUAGAACCUUGUAGUCGGCAGGCAUUUUGACGAAAAAGAAUACAUGAGGAUUCAAAACUGGAGGUACAUGCAUGGGUCUGAUCACACGGUCACUCGUAGAUUGAGG